CGCCGCCGGGCGCCAGCCGCCGCUGAGGCCCGAGCGCUGACCGAGCGAGCGAGCGAGCGAGCGGACGGGGCGCUUCGCUGCGGGCUGUUGGCCGCGCGGGCAGCUGGGCCGCGCACCUUCCUGCUCUUCGGCUCAGGCGCCCUUGGACAUGGUGGCCCCCGGCUCUGUGGGCAGCCGGCUGGGCGCGGUGUUCCCGUUCCUGCUGGUCCUGGUGGACCUGCAGUACGAAGGCGCUGAGUGUGGAGUAAAUGCAGAUGUGGAGAAGCAUCUUGAAUUGGGGAAGAAAUUACUCGCAGCUGGACAGCUAGCCGACGCCUUAUCGCAGUUUCACGCUGCAGUUGAUGGUGACCCUGAUAACUAUAUCGCAUACUAUAGGAGAGCUACCGUCUUCUUAGCCAUGGGAAAAUCCAAAGCAGCGCUGCCCGACCUGACGAAAGUGAUUGAGCUGAAGAUGGAUUUUACUGCAGCAAGACUACAGCGAGGUCACCUACUGCUCAAACAAGGGAAGCUUGACGAAGCAGAAGACGAUUUCAAGAAAGUGCUCAAAUCUAAUCCCAGUGAGCACGAGGAGAAGGAAGCUGAGUCUCAGCUUGUAAAAGCUGACGAGAUGCAGCGCCUGCGCUCCCAAGCGCUCGACGCCUUUGACGGUGCCGAUUACACUGCUGCUAUAACCUUCCUUGAUAAGAUUUUAGAGGUUUGUGUUUGGGAUGCAGAACUGCGUGAACUGCGAGCAGAAUGCUUCAUAAAGGAAGGAGAGCCCAGGAAAGCCAUCAGUGACUUAAAGGCUGCUUCAAAGCUGAAGAAUGACAACACAGAGGCGUUUUACAAAAUCAGCACACUCUACUACCAGCUAGGAGACCAUGAGCUGUCUCUCAGUGAAGUUCGUGAAUGUCUGAAACUUGACCAGGAUCACAAGCGGUGUUUUGCACACUAUAAGCAAGUGAAGAAACUUAACAAGCUGAUUGAGUCGGCUGAAGAGCUGAUCAGAGAUGGCAGAUACACAGAUGCAACCAGCAAAUAUGAAUCAGUCAUGAAAACAGAGCCCAGUGUUGCUGAGUACACAGUGCGCUCAAAGGAGAGGAUCUGCCACUGCUUCUCUAAGGAUGAGAAGCCUGUGGAAGCCAUUAGGAUAUGUUCUGAAGUUUUACAGAUGGAGCCCGACAAUGUGAAUGCUCUGAAAGACCGAGCCGAGGCCUACUUAAUAGAGGAAAUGUACGAUGAAGCCAUUCAGGAUUAUGAAGCUGCUCAGGAGCACAACGAAAAUGACCAGCAGAUUCGGGAAGGCUUAGAGAAAGCCCAGCGGUUACUGAAGCAGUCACAGAAACGAGAUUAUUAUAAAAUCUUGGGAGUAAAAAGAAAUGCCAAAAAACAAGAAAUCAUUAAAGCAUACCGAAAGUUAGCACUGCAGUGGCAUCCAGAUAAUUUCCAGAAUGAAGAAGAAAAGAAAAAAGCAGAGAAAAAGUUCAUUGACAUAGCAGCUGCUAAAGAAGUCCUCUCAGACCCAGAAAUGAGAAAGAAGUUUGAUGACGGAGAAGAUCCUCUUGAUGCAGAGAGUCAACAAGGAGGUGGUGGCAACCCCUUCCACAGGAGUUGGAACUCAUGGCAGGGGUUCAACCCCUUCAGCUCAGGCGGACCCUUCAGAUUUAAGUUCCACUUCAAUUAAACCAGCUCUUUUACUGCUCCUCUGCUUUAUUAUUAUUUUUAACAUUAAAAACAAAUUUUGUUUGGGAUUCUAAUGGAAACAAAAUGGAACAAAUCUUUUAGUUUGUCCAUGACCAAAGAGUUGUUUUAAAGAAAAACAGCUGUGCUUACUGUAGACUUAAGGUUGAUGGGCCUGUCAAGGUGGGAAGCAAGGAGCUAACUGUAUUUCUGAUGAAGCAGCCUAUACUUAUUUGUGACUUCUGGGAGAAGUGGUCUGGGAUACUUAUCCUGUGGAGGUGUUGAAAAAAGCAUUAAAUAGACAUUUAUAACCCUGAGCAGACAGAUUCUAUGCAGGCUUGUGUAUUAACCGUGAGGAGGAGCUGUGAGCUUUGAUGGCUUGUGUCUCAGUAUUCUUAAAGGAGUGUGGACAGCUGAGCUUCAUUUUUGGAGGAACAGUUAUGCUUAGACUUUGGUCAGUCCAUUCACUUGCAAGUAUUUCUGUACCAGUGUCCUCAGCUCUCACUGCAGGAGGGGAGAGACCAUCUUCCAGGAAACUUACCAGCAGGUGGUAGGUUGUAUGUCCAGGUAUAGACUGGAAGUAUUUUUGUUGUUAUUUUAUAUCUAUAGGAGAAUACCAAUUUCACUUGAAUUUAAUUGUUAAACUAAACAGAGUAAGUUAAAGUAUAUGAAAGAGGCUCUGUGGUUUUCUAGACAAUACUGUUGAAAGUCAGUUUGAAAUACUUUUUAAGAAAGUGAAGUUCCAAGUUGUUUGGUAGAAAUUCCCUGUCACAAAAUUGGUUAGAAGUGGAAAGUUGCUCUGUCAACAUGGGCAGAGCAUUAUGGUUGCCUCUCGAGCAAGCAGUGCGGUGAGGUGAGGCAGCGUCUCCUGCUCUCACACAUUUGUCCAGCUGUCUCUGUUGUAUUGCUUGCUGGGUUUUGGACUGGCUGUUCCCUGGCUGUUUAUUCUGUGAGAAGAAAGUAGAGGCUUGCAAAUCGAUUCAACUCUGGCUGUGUACCUUCUAUCAUUCACUUAAUAAGAUGGCACUUCCUCCUGAGACAUUCCCGUCGUCCCUCUUACUUUAAAGCAGAUACUUAAGAAAUGUACUAGUCAGUAUUUGUAUACUGUAUAAUUUUUGCCUUAAAAAUCUGUUGCUAAAUCAAGAAUAUUGAAUAUUUGUGGAACUACUGAUGCUGUAUUGAAAACUUAGAAGAAUUACUCUGGUAAGAAUUAUUGCCUCUAUUCUAGAAAAAAAUUUUUUUAAACAUUGUGAGAUAUUUUAAGCAUAAAGGUCUAAUAUAUUGCUUUUAUGAAAUUAAACAUUUUAGUUAAUUGUGGGAAGGAAGCAUGAAUGUAGCAGCCAAGCACAAAUCAUUUUGUUAACCUAUAGUCAUAUCAUCUUGAGCAGAUAUAGAAAAAGAUUUUGUUAACUGCAAGAACAUGAAUUACAUAAGUUGAGUUGGGCAAAACAUUUUAGUGCUUUUUGCCUCUACUUAGGAGCCUAUUUCUUACCAAAACACUUAACAAUGCAUUUCAAAAUACCUUUCAGCUUUCAUUUUGCUUCAGUGUCUCACAGUUCAAGGCAGGCAAGAAAACUCAGCUUUUAUCCUAGCAGUAGAGACAGGCAGAGGCAGGUGGAUUCCUAAGAGUUUGAGCCAGCUUGGUUUACAUAGUGAGUUCCAUGCCAGGGCCUCCACCAAAAUAUUAAAUCAGUUCAAGCCAGUGUGAAACAUUGAAUGAAAAAUAAAAAAGCAUUUUUGUGUGUUUUUCAGAUCUUAGUAAUCUUAUGUUAACUACUUACCUGACGUCUUUCAGUCUGACUCCUUUUGUGACGUCACUGACAGUUGUGAACUGGAGUGACGGCACCUCUGUGCUUUGGUAACUACUUACCUGACGUCUUUCAGUCUGACUCCUUUUGUGAUGUCACUGACAGUUGUGAACUGGAGUGACGGCACCUCUGUGCUUUGCAAAGCCCAGUGUUCACCAGCAGAACAAAGGAGGCAUCACGGUGCUUAUACUCCCACUUAGAGCGAUGUCAGCUGCCCUUAGUGUGGGCUGAAGGUGGGCUGCCUGGACACAUGUCCCAGAUCUAGCUGCCUCCUAACUUGCUUCCCGGAGAGGUUUUCUUUUCUCUUUUUCCUACUUGUAACAACCCAAAGUAACUGAGGAUUAGGCUUUGUCAUUGCAAAUUUUGGUGCCAAAGGCAGAUGCCACAGGAGGUUAGUGAAGUAGCCCUCCUGUGCUCAUUAGUGAGGUAGGGGUCCAGCCUGCCCCAGGCGAGUCACAGCGUCAGAACAGUGGUUUCUGCUACCUGCCUGACAUUGGAAGGCAGACACUGUGGAACCACAUUACUGAAAAAGCAUUCUCUGCCUUUGUCUUUCCCCUGUUUGCAGAGCUACUUCCACAUUCCAAUUUCUCUGUUUAGGAACUGCAGGUAACCUGUGUAGUAAUUCUGGGAAAAAUAUAAUCAAAGUUCACUUUGGCUGAACUCCGUUGUGUUCAUAGACGUCCCCUCCCCUGUGGUGAGCUUCCUAAGUGCGGUGUCACUGGGCUGUGUCCAGUGCUUAUCGCUCAGGAAGAAGGAAAGGAACCUGUUGUGGGGCCACGGGGGCCGCUCCGCCACUCCUUUUAUUUCUCAGCUCUAAAACUUUACUCUUUCUUACUGUGAAUAGAAGAAAACCUGAAAACCAUCUCAGUGGUUUAUUAAUGUGAAUUGGAUGUAACGUCUUAAGUUAAAAAUGUAGUGUUAAAAGUCUGUUUUUAAAUAGCAGCAUACAGAUUUGUCACUGAUGAAUGGAAUUAAAAUUCUUUUUUUUUUUUUAAACAUAAGCAGACAUGGUGGCUCAUGCCUGUAAUCCCAGAAUGUGGGGCUGCAAUAGCAUGUCACUGUGACUUAAGGCCCCAUUUCAAAAAUACCAAACUUAAACACAUCCCCAAAAUGAGUGUGAGAGAGGAUUACAGAUAACUAAGUAAAAAAUGUCAGUGGUCACCAUUAUCUAUUCCUGGGUCAGAAGCUGGCAUGGGCCAUGAAGACGGCAAGCUGUACUAGGUAGCUGUGACUCUGCAGGCCCUGUGGGUGCCGACCUGCCUUACAGAUACGUCCGUGGGUAAGUGGGGAGUGAGGAUGGUUUUCUUGACUGCACUUGACUUUGCCGUAGGAGGAGGGAGGGGAAAUGGUAAUCGCUAAGAGCUCAUCUUUCCCAGAUCGCAUUGUUUCUCUUCUAUUAGUGGCAGGGUUGAUUCUGUAAUGUCAAAUGAUGUUCAAGGGAGGUACUUUUUUUUUUUUUUAAAAACAGAUGAUCUCAUUUGCUGAAUGAUUUAAGAGUAAAAUUUAGCCACUGCGUGGCUUUGUGUAUAGUAACAACAGGUUUUAUUGCACUAUCUAUGGUUGAAAUACCUGUGCAAAGAAAUGCAGGGCACAGGGGAGGUAAAAAUUAAAGAUGUUUGAUACGUUAAAUUAUUACUCUUAAGUUUAUAUUUGUUUUAAAUGGGACACAUCUUACUUAAUCCAUCUCAAUUUAGUGUUUUAAUAAAAAAGGAACUAAAAUUAUUUCAACUUGGGCUUACAUGUGUCAAUAUGGGCAAUAUGAAUAUGGGCAAUAUUUUUAUGCCCGUGUAUUUUCACAUUUAAUAAAAAUAUUUAUGGUCAUA
This is a messenger RNA of Mus caroli (Ryukyu mouse), 5290 nucleotides long. It is a transcript of the gene Dnajc3, whose product is annotated as DnaJ heat shock protein family (Hsp40) member C3. The record is from RefSeq and is a predicted model, not a curated record. Lineage: Eukaryota; Metazoa; Chordata; Mammalia; Rodentia; Muridae. Gene Ontology annotation, molecular function: protein-folding chaperone binding; misfolded protein binding. Gene Ontology annotation, biological process: protein folding in endoplasmic reticulum. Gene Ontology annotation, cellular component: endoplasmic reticulum.